This is a messenger RNA of Aphis gossypii (cotton aphid), 838 nucleotides long. Its product is annotated as juvenile hormone acid O-methyltransferase-like. NCBI's taxonomy places the organism in Eukaryota, Metazoa, Arthropoda, Insecta, Hemiptera, Aphididae. The transcript is spliced from 4 exons. The record is from RefSeq and is a predicted model, not a curated record. The coding region runs from base 16 to 816 and encodes 266 amino acids.
UUUUAGUUUGUUAAAAUGCAGUGGCCAGAGCAUUACGUAAAAAAUAAUGGUAUGCAACGGAAAAAUUCCGAAGAUAACUUUAAUAUAUACAUUAAAAAAAUGGUUUGGAAAUCAAAUGAAAUAGUUUUGGACAUAGGAUGUGGACCAGGCGACGUAAUCUCGGAUAUUCUUUAUCCUUUAUUAAAGAAUAAUAUCAAACAGUUGGUUGGUGUUGAUAAAUCAAUAGAAAUGAUAGAAUAUGCUAAAAAAACAUAUGGAUGCUCUAAUAUAGAUUUCAAAGUCCUGAAUAUUGAAAAUGCCAAUGAUUGCUCUUUGUAUUCAAAUAGAUUUGACAAAAUAUUUUCAUUUUUAUGCCUUCACUGGGUUCAUAAUAAAGUUAAUUCCUUGUGUAAUAUGUAUUUAAUGUUGAAAAGUGGCGGAGAACUUUUGUUAAACUUCUUGUUAACUAAUCCAUUAGUUGAGUUGUAUACACAUUUGGAUGCAGAAUGGCAAAAAUAUAUUAAAGAUCUAAAAAAAAUGCCGUAUGGUUUAUAUUCACGAGAUGAAACGAGAGAAGAUAUAAUCAAGGCUGGAUUCCGAAUUAUUAAUUUUGAAUCAAGUGUCAAAAAAUAUACAUUUCCGAAUUUAUCAUCAUUUAUAGAUACCCUUAAACCAGUAGAUGAAAUGUACGAUUUUUUGCCAGAACACUUACAUGACAGAUAUGCAGCACAUGUUAAAGAAAAAUUAUGUCAGACACAAAUAGUUGAAAUAUGUCCAAUUACAGAAAAAACAAUUUUUAAAUAUAUUCCUAUUACUGUGCAUGCAAUCAAAGAUUAAAAUUUAAAAUAUGAAUAUUAAA